AAAUAGCUAGCGUUAAAAAAACUUCGAAUCACAUAGUUAACAUAGAACUGUUAUCAUUUUUUAGUCAUUUUAUUCAUUUAUUAUCUCAGCUACAUUCUAGUCAUUGGAAUAAAUUUUUAUGAACUGGAAUAAAUUUUUUACUGGUACGGCAGACCACGGGGAUUAUGGGAAUGAGGAGGAAACGGAAACGGAGAAUGAUGAGGAUAUCACUGAUAGCACCGAAACUGUAUCCACCGAUAAAAAAUCGCACUUUCUAGGAAUGCACUUUCAUAAACUUUCACAUAAUGACUUACCGCAACAAUGUAUUAAGCUGGCUUUCUUAAUAAUCAAUAUUACAACUCUUAUUGCAGGCAUUGUUGGCAUUGUAACCUCUAUAUGGAUUUUCACUGACAAUAGAAUAAUGACAAGGCUGAUAGAUCAACGCUUUCAUGUUACAUCGCUAUUAUUUAUUAGCUUUAUUGAAUCACUAGUAUCGUCAUUGGGGAUUGUUGGUGUACUUCGAAGAAGAAGAAAAUUUUUAAAUAUUUAUGCUUUGUGUUACUUGACAUUUCUCUGUAUCAUAUUUAUCAGCGCUAUAAUGAGUUUCUGGAUUUUCGAAGAAAUCACGAAGAGGAUUCAGUUUGACAUGAAUACCGCCAUCGAAGGAUAUCAUUCUUCAUCUUGGAGCAGAGAAGCUUGGGAUAAUACCCACAGAUAUUUGAAAUGUUGUGGAGUAAAGUCUGUAAUGGAUUGGGCUAAGUAUCACGUUGAAAUUCCGACAAGCUGUUGUUCCAGAUCCAUCGGAGAAUGUUUACAAAUGACAGAAGCGGUGGCAUAUAAAUCAGGAUGUCUAAAAAACGCGAUACUAUUACUGAAGUCUCAUAUACACACCAUUAGUAUAUCCGUGCUGUUGAUUUUUCUAACCAUAGUGAGUAGAAUAAUUCCUUGUGUGAAUAUACGGGAUUUAUCAAAAUAUGUAGACAUGAUUUCAGGUGUAAAUACGUUACAUAAGAAUGACAAAAAAGCUUUAUGACACUAUACGAUAAAUAUACUUCCCACAUAUUUUAAAACAGCUUGUACUCAAAGCAGAUCAGAGUCACUCAAUUGUUUUCCUGUUUCAGUUAAUGAGUUUCGUUCUUGUGCUCUGUAUACUUGCUAGAAUGAAGAGACAAGAUUGAAGUUGAGUAAUCGAAAUGAAAAAUAUCAGGACAAAACGCGAGAAACGGUGAAAUUUUAGUCGGAAUGAGGCGAAGGUGAACGAGGAUCAAUGACUAUAGAUGAGAUAAUGACAAACUCGCUGUGAAACGUUUUCUCGCUUUUAUUAUCAUAUAUAGAUCAUAUAUUUUCUGAAAACACUUAAUAUAUUGUACUUAUGAUAGUAAUAUUGUAAUUGUUACUGGACAUGCUGGUUUGGGUUUUUCGCGACACACGUGUAUGACAGCGGAA
Messenger RNA from Bombus terrestris (buff-tailed bumblebee), 1425 nucleotides. RefSeq names its product leukocyte surface antigen CD53. NCBI's taxonomy places the organism in Eukaryota, Metazoa, Arthropoda, Insecta, Hymenoptera, Apidae. The transcript is spliced from 5 exons. Bases 119 to 1012 code for a protein of 297 amino acids. The record is from RefSeq and is a predicted model, not a curated record. Gene Ontology annotation, cellular component: membrane.